Messenger RNA from Erigeron canadensis, 1675 nucleotides. RefSeq names its product pentatricopeptide repeat-containing protein At1g62670, mitochondrial-like. Gene Ontology annotation, molecular function: protein binding. The transcript has a single exon. The record is from RefSeq and is a predicted model, not a curated record. Lineage: Eukaryota; Viridiplantae; Streptophyta; Magnoliopsida; Asterales; Asteraceae. Bases 25 to 1479 code for a protein of 484 amino acids.
UGUCGCCAUGGUCACUAGCCAAACAUGAACUCAACAUCUUUACCUCGCCUCCCUCCAUCUUCACUUCUUUUCAUUUCUCCAAAACCAACCAAAUUCACUCUCUUUGCAACAACAACACACACUCUCAAAUUCAAUUCCUACUUAAAACACAAAUCCCCAAUUCAAGAAACACAACAACAAAAAUCCCAAAAUCACCAAGUUUUGACCCAAAACAUCAAACUUGGCAACAUUAAAACCAUAUCUCAAUUCAACAGUCUCUUCAUGGGUUUGGUCUCAAAACAUGAAUUAGACCUUGCUUAUAACUUAUAUUCAAGUUUGUCAAGUUUUGACUUUUUGCCUAAUAGUUUGACUUUUUCCAUACUUGUUCAUUAUUACUGCAAGAAAAAUGAACCAAUGGAAGGUAAAAAGGUUUUAGAACACAUGAUUGAAAAUGGGUUUGAUUUGGAUUUUGAUAAAGUUAAAAUCUUUACACAAAUAAUCAAUUGUUUUUGUAAAAAAGGAAAGUUAAAACAAGCAUUUGAAGUGUUGGAAAUGAUGGAUAAGGUUAAAUGUGAACCAACUAUUAAUACUUAUAAUUGUUUGUUAAAAGGAUUGUGUUAUGUUGGUAGAGUUGAAGAAGCUUUUGAAUUGUUGACAAAAAUCAAAAAAUCUUGUAAUGAUGAUUAUAAAGGUGUGAGCUUUAAGCGUUUGAAGUUGCGUCCCGACGUGUAUAGCUAUACCGCGGUUAUGGAUGGUUUUUGUAAAGUAGGUAGGUCUAAUGAGGCUUUAGAGUUGCUUAAUGAAGCUAUUGAGAUAGGUUUAAGUCCAAGUAUAGUGUGUUAUAAUACUAUCUUUAAUGGGUAUUUUAAGGAAGGUAGACCAAUGGAAGGGUUUAGUUUGUUGAAAGAAAUGAAAGAGCGAAAUUGUGAGCCGGAUUAUGUUAGUUAUAGUACAUUGUUACAUGGGUUGUUACAAUGGGGAGAGAUUAAGGCAGGGGUUAGGGUUUAUGAUGAGAUGAUGGAUAUGGGGUUUGCAGUUGAUGAACGAAUGAUGAAUACUUUGUUGAGAGGUGUGUGUAGGAAGUCUAGGAAGGAAAAAGAGUUUUUGAAAGAUGCAUACCGAAUGUUUGAUGAAAUGUGUAAGAGAGGGUGUGAGAUUGAUCCUUGUGCUUAUGAGUUGAUGAUUGAAGCUUUUUGUAAUGGGAAUGAGAUGGAUAGAGCUUUUGUUAAUUUGUAUGAGAUGUUAAAGAUGGGGUUGGCACCAAGAACGUUCACUUUGAAUAUCGUGGUUAAAGGGCUUUGUGUUGAGGGGAAGAUUGAGAAGGCAAUGUCGAUUUUGGUUUUGGCUUGUCAAGGGAGAAGUGAAAUGGUUGAUCGAGUUGCAUUUGAUGCCUUGAUUAAUGAGAUGAAUCGACAAGGCAUGGUUACAGAUGCUAGCUGUGUAUAUUGCGCUGCGUUGAAAAAUGGCGUGACUCCGCUUAGGAAGCCUAUUGUCAUAUGAUCUAAGUUUAAAUAUUUUUUCCCCUUUUGUGUUAAAUUCAGAAGUAGGAUAAGAUACUUUAUCAUGGUGCUAUGAUAAUUCAUUUGUCAUACUGCAAGUAGUUUCAGGUUACUAUUUUGAGAGUAAGUUGAUACAAUUUUUUGUGUAACUACUAACAGUGCAUCAGUUUUAAUCCAAAGGUCUGUUAGAAAAGAAA